This is a messenger RNA of Dermochelys coriacea (leatherback sea turtle), 9322 nucleotides long. RefSeq names its product spectrin repeat containing nuclear envelope family member 3 (gene SYNE3). Gene Ontology annotation, cellular component: meiotic nuclear membrane microtubule tethering complex; cytoplasm; nuclear outer membrane. The record is from RefSeq and is a predicted model, not a curated record. Gene Ontology annotation, biological process: nuclear migration. The coding region runs from base 1151 to 4054 and encodes 967 amino acids. Gene Ontology annotation, molecular function: actin filament binding. The transcript is spliced from 20 exons. Lineage: Eukaryota; Metazoa; Chordata; Testudines; Dermochelyidae.
UUAUAUAUAUAUUGUGCUGCCUAAAGUAAAGUGUGAUUGUUUUAGGUAUCCUCCUGCAAAAUCUGUGUCUAUUUGCUACAACUAUCAGGUAAAUUAUAAACCAGAGUGCCAUAAGAGGGUGCUUCAGCUAUCGUGGUGUCUUAGGGACUCAGCAUUCCUGUGCCUUCCAGAAGAGGGAUAUCAGACAGAUUCUGUGCCCAUGAAGUGUCUCAGAGGGGCUGAACCCAGAGAUCUUGACUAAAGCUUGCCCAGAUAAUGGGGAGCAUAAAAGCACAUGCAUGAGCAGUGUGGAUCAAAACACAACAAUGGAUGAAGUCCUAAUCCUGCGUGUGUAUGACAUAGCAAUCUGUUGCGUUGGAAAGGAGCCGGGGGGUGAUCGCACACACGCUGCGGGAUUGAGGAGAUGGGCAGGGACGAGGCAGAGAGGCCAUGCUUAGCAGACAAGCGGAUUGUGCUGUUCGUCACCCGAAAGUGCCAAGGCAAUGCAGAAAGCGGGAGCUGGCUUUCUGAUGUGAGUGUGACACAGCUGAAAGCUGCCCCCUCGCUCUGUGCCAGCCCCUGCGGAGGCUAGCGCUGAACGCCAGGGCACCGCCCAGAGCUUGUCCCAUUGCAUAAGCCCCCUGAUGAGGUUACAUAACGGGCUGCCGCUGUCUGCGGGGCUCCGUGCCCCCCCCCCCCGGGUUACCAGCAUGGCACGGGGAGGGGGUACUUACGGGUGGGCUGAGCUGCAGCCCGCGGGCGGGGGACACGCGGGCCGGAACUGGAGACGAUCCAGAGCCGCAGCCUGCGGACUUGCAGCCACCCAGCCGGGGGCAUCGGCGCUGCUGGGCAGGGCACCGCUCGCCAUUGCUCUCGCCUCCCUGGCUUGCAUGGGGCGGGGACGGGCAAUGUCAGGCCGAUCGGGGACAGGACGGAGGAGGGGAGGGAGCCCGUGAAGGAGGGGCCUCAGCAAACGCCCUUCAAACCCUGCAGGCGCCACUGCCGCAGCUGGCUGCUCCCGGAUUCCUCCUGCAGAGGCUCGUCCCAAGCAGCCCCCCGCCACCCAUGCCCCUGCUGGGGAGCUGAGCAGAAAUUGGAAAUCUAGUCUGGAUAGUUUCACCAGAAGGGGUUCCAAAUUCAUAAUCUGAAGGUUGCAGUUUCCUCUAAUGCAAUGACUCAGCAGCCCCAGGAUGAAUUUGACACGAGUGUGGAGAAUGCAGAAGCCUGGAUGAAAGCUAUCCAGGAGAGACUGCAGAUCAAUGAUAACACCAAGGGACCUCGGUCUGCCCUGGAAGCCAGGCUAAGAGAGACUGAGAAAAUUUGUGCGCUGGAGCCAGAAGGUCGAUUGAAAAUGGAUUUGGUCCUGAUAAAAGCAGAUGCCCUUCUUCACUGUGUCAGCGAGGAGGAAAAGCAUGAGAUACUAGCCAAACUGAAAGACAUUAAAGCCAUGUGGGAAGAAACAGCCAUCUACAUUACUCACUGCCACAGCCGUAUCGAAUGGGUGUGGCUGCACUGGAGUGAAUAUUUGAAAGCCCAGGAUGAGUUUUACGUCUGGAUUCAUAACAUGAAGGUUACAUUGGAACCUGACAUAGAACUGCAGCUCGGUUUAAAGGAGAAGCAAUGGCAGCUGAGCCACUCCCAGGUUCUGCUGAAUGAUGUCCUAAAUCAGUCAGUCCUGCUGGAAAGGCUGCUGGAGGAAGCUGCUUCCUUGUUUAACAGGAUAGGUGACCCAAGUGUCGAUGAGGAUGUCCAGGAGAAGAUGAAGGUGGAAUAUGAAGAAAUAAAGACAGAAGCUCAGUGCAGAGUGAAAUUGCUUGAAAAGAUAACGAAGGAACAUGAGCAAUACAAGACCAAUGUCGACCAAUUUCAAUCGUGGCUGAAUGGUGUGACUGAAAGAUUGAACUGCUGCAUCGGAGAAACAACAACGUUGCCAGCAGAAAAUGGGCUAAAGACAUUGCAGAACAUUGCCAAAGAUGUUAAGCGUGGUGAAAAGAAAUUGAAAUGCCUGGAGGUUCAGUCCACAGGGGUGAUCCAGAACACCUCCCCCCUGGGAGCUGGGAAGAUGAAGGAUGAGUUGGAGGAGUUGAGGAAAGCCCUGGAGAAGUUGAAACUAAUAUGUGGUGAGGAAGAGGAGAGAAUACAUAAGAUCCUUAAGUCAGAAAGUGCCUAUCAGUCCCAAGCCAGACAGUUGGAAGCAGAGGUCCAGGAAUUCAGAAAGAUGCUACAAAGACUAGAAAAUGACCUGGAGUCAGAGGAGAACCCGAAGAGUGAAGAGGAAUUAGUAGCUCUGUGGAGAAAAUACAUCAGAACAAGAGCAGCGCUUGCAGCAGAAGAGCCAAAGGCUGAGAGACUGAAGGCUCAGCUUAAGGAAUUAUUCCGGUUUUCACAGAAUAUACAACCGCUCUCUGAAAGUGUUGUAGCUGCAAUACGGGAAUAUCAAAGGGUCAAGGGAAAGACAUUUAAAAUGAGCACUGGGACUGAAACUGAGCUCAGGCAGAGUUUUCAAAAUCCACUGCGAGAGUUCCAGUUGUGGAAGCCAUCAGCUCAGAGACUUCUGGACUCCACUGCUAAUGUUGCUGAGCCCUCCCUGACACAUGCUUUCUUACUUCAGAUUGAGGCAUGCCUGGCUGAGAGCUCCCAGUUCAAGGAGCAGUUGAUGAUGUUACAGCUGAAGAAGGAUUUGCUAAGCAAUAUCUUUAGUGAGGAGAGAGCAAAGUCUCUCCUAGCAGAGGUAACCGAUACGGCAAAGGAGAGAGAAAUUCUACACAAAAGACUGCUACAAAGGAAAAGCAGAUUGCAGAGUUUGAUAACUCAACAUAAAGACUUUGAUGCAGGCUUUGUGCCUCUGCAGAAGAAGUUAUCUGCUAUCAGAGCCAAAGUAGAUCUAGAGAAUGAACCACAACCUGACCAUUCAGGUAAAGAAACACGACUCCAGAGACUACAGAUGAUCCAAGAAGAACUGGCAGAGUUUAUAGUUCAAAUGGAAGAGCUGGAGAAUCUAGUUCAAUCUAAUCCCACCCACAGACAUAAAAUGAACCAGCUUUCAUCUGACUAUCAGACACUGAAGAGAUCUCUGGAGAUCAUCCUGGCACGGACUGAGAAGCACAUUCAGGAGCAUUGGACAUUCAAUAAUAAACUGUCAGACCUUCAGGGGUGGAUCACAAUGACUGAACAGAAGCUGGAAUCCUAUCAGGAUGCCAGGGGGGAAAGGAACACAGAGAGCAGAGUCGCCGACUUGGAGGAGCUGCUAGCUGAAUUCCCGGAUAAGGAGAUCCAGUUGCACCUUGUUGAGGCUCAUGGCCAGCUGGUGAUUGAGAGUUCUUCCCCAGAGGGGGCAGCACAUGUCCAUACUGAAAUGAACCAACUGAUAGAGUCAUUGAAGUCACUCAAAAAAAUGACAAUCAGCCUCCUCAGCAGCAUGCAGCCAAAUACAACAGUGGUUGAUAUGGGGAAGAGUAUAACCAUCGUGGGUAAUACACUGACUACUGGGUUUGCCUUCGGCUCUUCAGAGGUAACUCUCAAGCACUCCCAGGCAAAUGUGAGCAAAGAGGAAGAGAACAGUCACCUCCUUAAACUCAUGAAGGACUUUGAACAGUGGUUGCAUGUAGAAAAUGCCAAACUGAGCAAGAUUCUUAUCACGAAACCCUCCAGUUGUGAAGAAGUUAAAGCAAUACACAGCAAGCUGAAGGAGCUACAGUCUCGAGUUCCUGAGGGACAGUGUCUUUUUGAAGAUCUCCGUAGUCUUCAGACAGUUGUCGGGACCUCUGAAGAUGUGGAGGACCUGCGUUAUCAAUGGAUGCUCUAUAAAUCUAAACUCAAAGACUCUAGCAGCUCACUGACUCCUAGAUCUUUGGAAGAACCUGAUGGAUUCAGAAAGAGACGUCCAGGGGGGAUGUGUCCUUUCCUGCACCGCGUGUGCUGGACAGCGCUGCCACUGCAGAUACUCCUGCUGUUCUUGCUACUCCUGGCGUUUCUGCUCCCCCUGGUGGAGGAGACCCACAGCUGCAAGCUUGCCAACAACUUUGCCCGCUCCUUCAACUUGAUGCUGAGAUAUGAAGGCCCUCCUCCAACUUAACUCCUCUACAGGGACAUGGCGAGAAGUGACCGGCUUAGACAUCUAGGCUGUUUUUUCCUAGGUGUCUUGACUAUUGCUAAUCCUCUAAAUCUAGGGCUUCUAACAUGGCCACCAGAUUAACUGGAAACAUCAUCAAAUAAACGCAGUAUAAGGUUAGUCCAUAUAAAUCAGGUAUUAACAGUUAGAGCUAAAUUAAUAUUUUUACAAUAUUAUAUGAAUAUAUUUAUACUAUGAGUGUGUAUAUGUAUAUAUAUAUAUAUAGUGUGUAUAUAACUAUAAUGAAAAAAAUCUAAACUCCACUGUUUUGCUCUAAUCCUGCAAUAUUUUUGCUUCUGCCUUUGUUUAGCAACGAAUAGCAGAUAUUUUAAAAAACUGAGUUCUUGGUGUUUACAACUGAAAUCAAAGUGAGUGUGAGAAAAUAAGGGAUGUUCUGUGGAAUCAUGUAUCAGGAAAAAUUGUCUCAGAGUGAGAUACAACGGAAUCAUGUUUAAAUACGCUGUUUAACAUUAGGCUUUAGCAAAAGGGGAAGUUUCUAUUUGGGAUCAGUAGCUAGUUUUUCUAUUGCUUGAUCCAGUCACCACUGAUGGCAAUGCAAAAACUCCCAUUGAAAUGGGUGUGAGACCAGGCCCACAGUAUAUUCAAAUGCUCUCUGUGACAGUUUACCAACUUUUUCUAAUGCUUUGUCCUCUGUCACUCCUGAAGUCAGAGAGGUAAAACCGGGCAAGGAAAGUUGAAAAUAAUGGGGCAUUUUUCUAAACCUCACUCUAAACCAAAUUAUAAUUUUUAUUUUAUUUUGUGCAGCUACAGUGUACAAAGCUCUGUGUAGCAGUGAACUGUGUAAAAGAGAAAAAUAUGAUCUUGUCCCCCCUUUUAAACUAUGAAGAUCAUCCACACGAAUGGUUUUGGCACAGAAAUUGCUCUGGGAUGGACCACAUGAUCUGGACAAUGGGACGUAGCUUGUCUCAGCCUCAGCAUACAAACUGGUCAAAGCACAGAAAUACAUUAACAAAUGCAGUCAAUAAACAUGAUUCCUUCCUAGCUGGCGUUAUGUCAGUGGUUUGCUAACAAAAUGUGACAUGGUGUAAUUGCAUCAAGCACAAUUGUACUACAAGUUUUUAAAAAGUCUGAGGUCUGAGACACUGAGAAUUGUCAUCCUUUUACCUAGUCUUGUGCCUGUUUUCAUCAGCUCUUCUUUUUUAACAGAAAUGUAUGCAUUCAAUAUGCUUUUUAAUGUAAGUGCAGUUCACAGCAUUAUUAUGAUGAAACAACCAUUUCAUGGUGGUGUUUUACCUAAUUGGAGCCUGCAUCUUGUCCAAAAGUGGGAAAGGGGAUUGUUUCAAAUACUUUGCGGCACUUCUUUGAUUCACCAGCUUUUUUCUGUUCAAUUUUAUCCUAGAGUCAUAGUCAUCAUACUGUCAGUCAAAAAAUCUUAGUUAGUUUCCCCUAUCCUGGCUAUUUCUUUGAAUGAAAUUUGAAUUCUAGGUAGUGGCAACUGACUUUUUUGUCUCUCUCCAAACAAGUCCCAAAAUAGUAUCAAUUCUAUAUUGGAUACGCAUUAUUGUAUACUUGUAGGUGAGACUGACUUUUUUUGUACCAUAAAACAUACAGGAGGUUAAUUACAUCCUGACAUAUUCUACUCUGCAUACAAAACUCCAAUCCCCUAUCAUAAUACAUGGGACUUCUGUGCCAAAAUAAAAGGUAGAAUAUGGCCCAUAGUUACAUAUGUUAUAUUAUUGGAUGUAAAUUAUGUACUAACUACAGACCCAAUUCCAUUAAGUAUAAUGGUGAUUACUUGGAACAUAAGAACAGCCAUACUGGGUAAGACCAAAGGUCCAUCUAGCCUAGUAUCCUGUCUUCCGACAGUGGCCAAUGCCAGGUGCUUCAGAGGGAAUGAACAGAACAGGUAAUCAUCAAGUGAUCCAUCCCCUGUCACCCAUUCCCAGCUUCUGGCAAACAGAGGCUAGGGAUACCAUCCGCCCAUCCUGGCUAAUAGCUAUUAAUGGACCUAUCCUCCAUGAAUUUAUCUAGUUCUUUUUUGAACCCUGUUAUAGUCUUGGCCUUCACAACAUCUUCUGGCAAAGAGUUCCACAGGUUGACUUUGUGUUGUAUGCUACCUCUGCCUACUAUAUCAAUAAUUAUGAAGAGCUGAAAGAACAAAGUUUAGAUCUGAGAUUCCCCCAAAGUCUUUUUUAAAAAAAAUUGAUAAAGAGAGGAAAUGAGGAAAGAGAGGACAGGGUAGCAGAGGAGGGAGAAGAUAUUAAGGAGUUCUGAAUAGAAGGGAAUAGGCAGCAGUGGGGGAGAGAGAGGUAAGAAGGUGGGUGCAGAUAGAGAAGAGAGGUGGGAGAAGAAAGAAUAGGGUCUGAAAAAGGAAGGCAUGAACAGUAAGAAUAUAGAAUGUAAAGAACAAUCUCUAUUAGAGUCCAUCUAGUCCAGUGGUCUUCAAUCUUUUUUCAUUUGCAGACCCCUAAACAUCUUUGAAUGGACGUGCAGACCCAUUUGGAAAUCUUAGACAUAGUCUGUAGACCCCAAGGAGUCCAUGGACCACAGGUUGAAAGCCAAUGUCCUAUGGUAACAACAACCUUUCGUGGACCCCUUAGACAUAGUCUGUGGAUCCCCAGCGGUCCACGGACUACAUGUUGAAAAUCAUUGAUCUAGUCCAUCUUUAUGCCUAUGCAGUAUUAUUUUCCAUUGUACAUUGUCCAGUCUAAUUUCAAAUGUCCAAGUGGUGGGGCCUCUACCAUUUCCCUGCAGAGAGCUCUCUCUGUCAGUGAGGUCUUGUCUACACAAUCAUUUUUCUUCAUGCUUCCUGCAGUUGCAGUGACACCAGGAUCAGCAAGGGGGUGAGAGUUCUAAUACAGUGAGAAUACUGGUGUUCUAACAAACAUGUUGUCUAACCCCCUCAGAGCAGGUGGAGAGGACAAGGUGGUCAAAUGGCUAUCUGCUGCUCAUGGCCCACUGGAGCUAGAUCAUUGCUAGAGCUGGUCAAAAUGUUUUAAAUUUAGGAAUUCUGAUGAAAAAUGUCAUUGAAAUUUUGAAAAUCAGCUCCCAAAAAAAGGAAACAGUUAUUUUUGAACAUUUUUCAGUCAACUAGGAAAUUAGAAGGAAAAAUGCAUGAGUAGGCAGAGCCAGAGGGGAGAAAUGCAGCAGAAGGAAGAGCAGAGGAGGAUCUGAAGUAAUGCUGAUUACAAACUGGCAGUUAAGAGCUAGGAGAAGAGAGAGGAGACAGGUGACUUAAAGCAGAAAGGUGACAAGAAGAGGAAAUUGUGAAAGACAAAUAAGGGGUUUAAAUAUAAACAGGAAGGAAAGGAAGGCAUCAAGCUGUGUCCUCCUUCACAAAGGAGACAGGUGGAAAGGAACUAUAAUUCACAAGUGAUGCAGGAAAUUAAUUCCUUCUUUGCAACUGUUAUUUCCAGCAGAAGAGAGAGAGACAUCCUCCUCUCCCACAGUUAGCUGGUUCAAGAGCCAUGCAAAUUCUGCUCUGUGCAGCAAGGAUUUAAUCAUCUAAGCUCUGAACCAUGUGCAUCUCCCACCUCUGUUUCAAACCAUUUCAAUGUGUACAAAGAACCAGAAGGGGGAUGGGGCAGGAUAGAGAUAUAACAGUGUUUGUAGCAUAGCCCCUUUCUGCUUCUUUGAGGGAUGUUGUGGUCAGGAAAUUAAAUAAAACAGAAUGAAAGACAGGAGAGAAAAAGAAUUAUAACAAGUGGGAAAAGUUAGUUAAGGUGAAGAUCAAGGAGGAAACGGUCAGGUUUUUUUGCAUGAAAAUUCAAGAGUUUCUGGGUACUGGCCUUUCUUGUCAGGAUUGUUUUUGAGUUCAGCAGUGUAUCUUACAAGCGUUGGCAAUACAAAUAUAGGGGACAUUAAAGAAAUUAUUUCCAUGCAGAGGGUCUUACGAAAAUAACUUCCAUGUCACCUUAAAGUUUCAAUGUUGGGCCAGGUUUAAAAAAAAUCUAAAUUAGAACCACACUUUUGCCACUGGGGUUUUGCAUUGAAUUUAUUCUUUAACAUCUCUGCUGUAGAUCUUGGAGUUUUUCUGUAAACAAACUAAGAAAUACAAAUAUCUCAUAGCAGAGGUGAAUCUUUCUCUGUUUUUAAUGGAAAUCAGCUCAAGCAUUAGGCUCAGAUUUCUCUCUUACACCAGUUUUAUGCUGGAGUAACUUCACUGAUCUCAGUGGAGUUACUCCCAGUUUACAUUGGUGUAAGAAAAAUGUAAAUCAGGUCCUUUGUGGUGUGGGAGUGGGUUGGGGCGGGGGGGGCUCAAGGAGAAAAAAAUCCAACCUUCCCUCAUUUCUUAAUUUAAUUCAGAAGAUUUUGCUUUGCUGAUUUUUGGGAGCGUAACUGCUAUUACGAUGUGAAGCUCAAAUAAUGGUAAAGGAAAGUGGAUUCAAUUCUCCCCCUCAGAGGACUUUGUUGGUUUCCUGUGUCAAGGAAACAGGUCCCAAUAUCUAUAAAGUGCAUCCUAAGGAACAAAGUUUCAAGAGCAGUCUCACAAACUUUAGGUACAGAUUUCUGUCUACAUUUUUGCACACCAUUUUUCUUAUCCUAAUUUUUAUAAAAUCUUAGAUCAUUUCUGACUAGAGCUGGGUAAAACUUUUUGGCUGAUACUUUUUCAUAAAUGUGUGUUGGCUUCACUUAAUUUUUUAAGUAGAAAAUAACAAACAAAAAUUCUGAAAAAGUCAAAAUAUUUAAUUUUGACAUUUUGAAAUGAAACAUUUUGCCAUUUUGAAUCAAAACAGCUUUUCAUUUUUACUUUUACUUCAGUUUUAUUUUAAAAUAUUGAAAGGUUUAAAAAAAAACACCUCAUGUUACCUGAAUAUAUUUUCUUCAAUAUGUUUGGUUUGCCGAAAAAGUAAAAAGUUGUGUUUUGGGUAAACCUGAAUAUUUUUUUUGUUUUUAUUUGGCCACUGACCUGAAAAAUCAGUUAUUCACAGCUCUAUCUGGUGACAUCUGUCAGUCACCUGGAUGCUUCACAGUUGGGCUUCAGAUUCGAACACAGUAUGGAAUCAGUGCUGGCAGUAUACUUAAAAUCCCUGGCAAUAGCUUCAGGGGGAGUGUACAGAACUGGGUGGUUGGGAGUGAUCCGCCCAUUUUCCCUUCCUGACAGUCCAAAGUUUAGGGUUGCCUUGGGCUUGGGGUUGCAUCUCUGACCAUUUUGGAUAAUAGCCAUUGAUGGACCUAUCCUUUAUCUCUUUCUUCACUGAACCCAGUUAUACUUUUGGCCAUCAACAUCCCAUGGCGAUGAGUUCCAUAGUUUAACUUGCCAUUGUGUGG